Messenger RNA from Vanessa atalanta (red admiral), 3718 nucleotides. RefSeq lists its product as uncharacterized. The transcript is spliced from 4 exons. The record is from RefSeq and is a predicted model, not a curated record. Bases 89 to 715 code for a protein of 208 amino acids. NCBI's taxonomy places the organism in Eukaryota, Metazoa, Arthropoda, Insecta, Lepidoptera, Nymphalidae. Gene Ontology annotation, cellular component: nucleus.
UUUAAAAUAUAAAAGGAAAUAAAGGCCAAUAUAAAUGUUUCCGUUACAUAGCUAAUAUUUACUAGAAUAUUACCUUAUAGUAGUGAAAAUGUUAUCACAGCAAUUAGAACUAUUAUCAGAGAGCCCUUUGCAAUGGACAUCUGUUUCUUAUGUUACCCCGGAAAUACAGAAAAAGGAAAUCCGACCAUUUGUUUUGUUGGCUCUGAAAGAGUUGGAAGGUGAACCAGACAGUAGAACGUCCAGUUUACAGAAUGCUAAUAAGUUUGCAGCAGUCAGAUCUAUCGUAAGGCAUGUUGCAAGGUCACGCUCGGCUACCAAAGAGCCGUGGAGUGCUAGCGACAUGCAAAUAUUUUUAGAAGGACUAAGACUUUCUCCGGAGUGUGCGGCCGAGUUGACAGCAUUCCUUUGUACAGAUAAAAUAUAUGAAAACAUACCGAAACAUGUACGAGUGAAACCUGGAAUAGUUAAUAUGCAAUGGAAGAUUGAUUUAUCUUUAAGCCAAUCAAACAUACAAUUAGAAAAUGCAACUCCACAGCGUUCAAAAGAAAUCAUGAACAGAGAUACGCAGGUUAUUCUUAUAUUUAAUUUAACAGAUGGACAGACGAAGACAUACAGAUUGUCUAUAAGUAAAUUUCACGAGCUAAGAUAUAUUGUCGCAAGUGCCUUGAAAAGUAUGAUAAUAUUGGAAAAGAGGAAAUGUAUGAAAAGGGACUGACAAAUACAUUUCUGGGGGUAGUUUAACUUUUGGGGGUGAGCUGAGAUCCAUGAGCCGGACGAGCCUAAACGACCCAUUCAAUGUUGUGAAAUCAUUCGAAAGAGACUAAACUGUUUAUUGUGUUAAUUAACUCUAUGUUAAUGUUUAUAAAUUAUAACAGAAUAUAUUCAUAUUUAACGACGCUUGAUGCGCCAUCUUGUUUAUUCAAGAUUUUGAAUGCCACUGUCGAUCCAAGAUGGCUGACUCGCUACCAUUGACGCGACGCUUGACAAGAUGGCGCACCAUGCACCGUCAUGUUUAUUUAUAUGUAAACAAUAAUUUUAAAUUUACUCCUGUCAAGUUAAUAGUCUAAUCAAAAUAUACUUUGUUAAAGUAAGCUCUUGUGAGCACAUUUAAAUUUUUAUAAUUAAAUUUAAAUUUACCUCUGGCGUGGAAUGAACAUUCUUCCAAGAAGAAUCAACAAGAAAGUCAGUAGUUAAUCGUUUCAACCAUUUUAAUUACAGAUUAUGUUAAUAAAUUACAAUUAUAUUUAUAUAUAUCCUGCCUAGAAAAUAAUAAAUACUAAGUCAACGUUUUUUAAUCUGUGGUAUAAAGCAGGUGAAUCGUCAUAUUACAGCGUUAAAUUUAAUACCGAUUCAGAAAGUAUCUAUCGAGAGGAACCGGCAAGAAACUCAGUGGUUACUCUUUUCCAACAAUCAUUUACAUAGAUUAUUAAAUAUAACGAUUGAAUUUAUUAUUGUAUUUAUUACGUAAUAAUGGAAAUCAACGAAUAUUAAUUUCAAUUUUUUUUUUAAAUUGUUUAUCAAGUAAUAUGUCUCACAGUCUCGUGAAUCUAAAGUUUUAUUAUAGACGCGAUCGCCUUGUCCAAAGAUCAAUUGACUUUGAUACAUCUUCUCGGUUUAGUAUUUUUUCAGUGGGGCAAUACAAAAUCUUAUGUAAAUAUACAAAUUAUUGGCCCAUACGUAACGUCACAACAGCAAGAAUGUUGGGAUUGUGCCAAUAUAGUAGUCAGUUUCCCCUGCGGACGCCACACGUCAUUGUCCCCCUGUGCCCAUCCUUCUUUCGUCGGGUACAUCACUGCUCUGCCCGCAAAGUAAUCAGCGAUGGUUCUUCUCAAGGUAUGCUGGCACACUGUGGUAUCUCAUUCCCUCUUUUAUAACUUCCCCGGGCAUGGUGUUGAAGGCGUUGGAAAUAUCCAACGACACUGCCAACAGUACCAAACCCCGGGAGACCUCAUCCUCUGCCAGCUCCCUUAUCCUGGCGAUCGCAUCCAGCGUCGAGCGGCCGGGGUGAGAGCCGAACUGGAACUCGCUCAGGCCCUGCUCCAUAUUGCCGACUGGACGGGCUGCAAGUAUACGCUUAAAGAGCUAGCUCGCCUUGCCGAGCAGCACGGUAUCGGUAUCGGUAGGCCGACGGCUGAUCGGGGGCUCGUCCCUGCUUACGGAUGAGUACGAGCCUACCCGUUUUCCACCGAUGCAGAAACCUACCCUGAACCAGGCAGGCGGACAACAGCUGGCGGACGCUAUCGCCUAUCGCAACGGUCUCCCCCACGGAUCUUUCUCGGGCGUCGCGAGCCAUUUUUGCCACGCCGCUUCCUUCGCCUGGGCUAUAGCCUUUUUCAAUACAUCGCGGCGGCUCUGUAGGCGGCGUAGAGGACGUCUUCCAAAUUGUGAUCGCGGACUCUCCUCCUCCUGCACCGAGCGUAUUGGCGUCGGACGGCAAAGCAUGCUCUCCGGAGUUGUCGGAGUUCCGAGCGCCAGUACACACGGCGUGUUGGAGUCUGAGGCUUCACUCUCCGCUCAACAGCGGGCUGGACGUCGUGAACCGCGGAGACAUCAAAUCGGAUAUAUCUGUGAUCCGAUCCGAAGGUCGGCGAUUUCGGGCGACCACCAAUAGAUGUGCCUUCUCAGCCAGCUUCCCUGCCUGCUCCGCUUGGGCCCUCGGUAGCUCGAGUACCCUGGCCACUGUCGCCGUCCGUCUCACUUUCAGGGCGCCACAGAUGCCGAGGUCUUGGAGCUUCACUCCUUGCUCCGCCCUCUCCUUGACCUGAGCGUAAGUGACGCCCUUCUCCUCAGCCGCCGGCUGCAGCGUGAGCACGAUGGCAGCCGUGCGCGGAGUGGCCAACUUCGGCUUGGCCACCUGAGGCUUCCCUUCCUGCCCUUCUUCACCACCGUGGACCAGGACGUCUCCUGGUUCGGUGUUUGGGACGUCGCCGAUGCAACCGCUCACCGUCGCACAUGAAGGACCUGCGGUUGGCGAUUGUGCCGCUGGUGGGGCCGUUUUGCUGGCCUUUUUCGGUUUCGCCGACUGGCGGGCCGCCGACGCGUGAGACGGAGUCACCUCUUGCGGUUUAUCCGCCGCGGAGGGACGUCGCUGCAUCCUCGCAGGGAGGCGCUCCUCCAGGCCCGCCAGUAGGUCCUUCAUCGCCGCGCAGGCGAAACCUUGUGCAGGCGGUUGUUGUCCGCCCGGAGCCUCCUGCUCUCCUCGGCCUCCGUCCGAGAGGCGAGGGCCUCGACCACACCCUCCAGACAGGUCGCUGCGUCUUUUAGUUUUUUAAUAAACCCUCCUUUUAGGUUGGAGGAUUUAAGUGCGACCUCUCGUAUCUGGGCCGCAUUUCGGCCAGCCUCCGCGCGGAGCUCCUCGGCGCUUAGGUCGGCUGGGUCUGCAAUGUUUUUUGCAGGGGUCGGCUCGUUGACCACAGGCGCCGCAGCCGGCACCUUUUUAAAGGCUCGGCUGCGCAGGGUACGCUCGAAGGCGAGUUCCCUAUCUUCCUCCUCCUUCUUUUUUAAUUCAGCCCUAGCUUGGCUGAGCCCGUUCUUUGUGUUGCCGCGGCGGUCGGCAGUGGGUCUCGCCGAGUCGGAGUCCGAGUCGGAAACGUCAUGGUCGACGAACCGGACCAAGGCGUCCGACGCUGUCUCCAUGUCCGUAUCCAUAUUUUAACUUGCAAAAGCAGCUAAAAAGCAGCUUCCCUCAGGAAGUACUGGGCUGAGGGUGGCUCUAAGG